Messenger RNA from Coregonus clupeaformis (lake whitefish), 3053 nucleotides. RefSeq names its product H(+)/Cl(-) exchange transporter 7-like. Bases 95 to 2491 code for a protein of 798 amino acids. Gene Ontology annotation, cellular component: lysosomal membrane; intracellular membrane-bounded organelle. The transcript has 25 exons. Lineage: Eukaryota; Metazoa; Chordata; Actinopteri; Salmoniformes; Salmonidae. The record is from RefSeq and is a predicted model, not a curated record. Gene Ontology annotation, molecular function: voltage-gated chloride channel activity. Gene Ontology annotation, biological process: transmembrane transport; chloride transport.
UAGGAAGCUUGAAUGAGAGGUAGUUCGCCAGACACAACUGCAAAAUAAUAACUAUUUCACUGAUUGUGAGAGUGGAGAACUACCGGGAGUAAUCAUGGCCAAUAUCACGAAGAAAGUAUCGUGGUCGAGCCGAGGUGACGAGUCCGGUGGCGGCGAGAGAACCCCACUUCUCAACGGCUCCGAAGAAAUCCGGUUCACCAGACAGUUGUCUGGGGAUGGGGGUAUGUUUCACAUAGGCAGACUGAGCACGGUGGAUCUAGAGGAGGAUAUGACGUCAGAAGAGGACCCAGUGAGGGGCUGCCCCAAGGAGAUCCCUCACAACGAGAAGCUGCUGUCACUCAAAUAUGAGAGUCUGGACUAUGACAACAGUGAGAACCAGCUGUUUCUGGAGGAGGAGAGACGGAUGAGCUUCAUAGGGUUCAAGUGUUUGGAGAUCAGUCGGUGGGUGGUCUGUGGUCUGAUUGGGUUCCUGACUGGACUCAUCGCCUGUUGCAUAGAUAUCGCUGUGGAAAACCUGGCUGGGGUCAAGUACUUCGUUGUCAAACAGAACAUCGAGAAGUUUACGGAGGUGGGCGGUCUCUCCAUCUCGCUCAUCCUCUGGGCUGUACUUAACUCUGCCUUCGUCAUGGUGGGGGCUGUUAUAGUGGCGUUUUUCGAGCCAGGAGCAGCAGGAAGUGGUAUACCUCAGAUAAAGUGUUACCUGAACGGGGUGAAGAUACCUCGCGUGGUACGACUCAAGACCCUAGUGGUGAAGGUGUUUGGUGUGAUCUGCUCUGUCGCCGGAGGACUCGCUGUCGGAAAGGAAGGUCCCAUGAUCCACUCUGGUGCAGUGGUGGCAGCAGGAGUCUCCCAGGGACGCAGUACCUCCCUGAAGAAAGACUUCAAGAUCUUUGAGUAUUUCCGUAGAGACACAGAGAAGAGGGACUUUGUAUCCGCUGGAGCGGCUGCAGGAGUAUCUGCUGCUUUUGGAGCACCAGUCGGUGGUGUGUUGUUCAGUUUAGAGGAGGGGGCUUCUUUCUGGAACCAGAUGCUCACAUGGAGGAUAUUCUUUGCGUCCAUGAUCUCAACGUUCACUCUGAAUUUCUUCCUGUCCAUCUACAAUAAGAAACCUGGAGAGCUCUCCAGCCCUGGUCUUAUUAACUUCGGACGCUUCGAGAGUGAGAGUGUGGCCUACAACAUCUAUGAGAUUCCCUUGUUCAUCGUUAUGGGGGCUAUAGGUGGAUUGCUAGGAGCACUGUUCAAUAUCCUCAACUACUGGUUGACUAUAUUCAGGAUCAGGUACGUCCACCGGCCCUGUCUCCAGGUGAUGGAGGCCAUGCUAGUUGCCGCAGUAACGGCGACGGUGUCGUUCACCAUGAUCUAUUUCUCUAAUGACUGUCAGCCUCUCAGACCCGACCAGUCAGAGGACUACACUCUGCAGUUGUUUUGUGCAGAUGGACAGUAUAACUCCAUGGCAACGACCUUUUUCAACACACCUGAGAGGAGCGUCCGCAGUCUCUUCCACAACCCACCAGGUUCCUACAACCCUCUGACUCUGAGUGUGUUUACGUUGACCUAUUUCCUCCUGGCCUGUUGGACCUAUGGCCUGACGGUCUCAGCUGGAGUCUUCAUCCCAUCUCUGCUCAUAGGAGCUGCUUGGGGAAGACUGUUUGGAAUACUGCUGGCUUCUAUCACGCCUAACGGAUCGAUUUGGGCCGUUCCAGGGAAGUAUGCUUUAAUAGGAGCUGCAGCACAACUAGGGGGCAUAGUGAGGAUGACUCUCAGUUUAACAGUCAUCAUGGUGGAAGCAACAGGAAAUGUGACGUACGGUCUCCCCAUCAUGUUGGUGCUGAUGACAGCCAAGAUAGUAGGAGACUACUUUGUGGAGGGUCUGUAUGACAUCCACAUCAAGCUGCAGAGUGUUCCCUUCCUACACUGGGAGGCCCCCGCCACCUCCCACUGGCUAACGGCCAGGGAGGUGAUGAGUGCUCCAGUCACCUGUUUUAAACGUAUAGAAAAAGUUGGCACCAUCGUGGACGUCCUUAGCAACACCUCCACCAAUCACAACGGCUUCCCUGUCGUCGUGCCGGUCGCCGCUAGUGACGAUCCGGGGAAGAUCUGUGGACUCAUCCUUCGUUCUCAGAUCAUCGUUCUGCUCAAACACAAGGUGUUUGUAGAGCUGGCUCGAUCCAGGUUGACCCAGAGGAAGCUACAGCUGAAGGACUUUAGGGAUGCCUACCCUCGCUUCCCCCCUAUCCAGAGUAUCCACGUAUCACAGGAUGAGAGGGAAUGCAUGAUGGACCUUACAGAGUUCAUGAACCCUACACCCUACACCGUACCACAGGAGACGUCUCUUCCUCGUGUGUUUAAGUUGUUCAGAGCUCUGGGUCUCAGACACCUGGUGGUGGUGGACAAUGAGAACAGGGUUGUGGGUUUGGUGACUCGGAAGGACUUGGCUCGCUACCACCUGGGGAAGCACGGGCUGGAGGAAAUGCAACUGGCUCAGACAUGAUACACACACAUUAUUAUUAUUAUUAUUAUUAUUAUUAUUAUUAUUAUUAUUAUUAUUAUCACACACACACACACACACACACACACACGACCAAGAGACUACAUUGGUCACCUGUUGCCUAGUUACUUGUGAGAACCCCAUCUAUGCAUUCUGAAACUCCUGGGGUUAAAGGUCAGGGCUCCCUGUCAUUCACCGCUGCAGUCUGUCUGACUUUCACCAUAACAGCAUAACAACUACAGCGUCUCUCUCCCUGCCUGCUCCACCAGGCUAUAAUGCAUCAUAAGGCAGUCAUAAUGCUUCAUAAGACUUGUAAGAUGAUCUUGUCUUUCUAUCAUUUUAUAAUGAUCCUGACCUGUUACUGUCAGCCGUUUUGAGUCCGUUGAUAAGUUGCCUUAUAGAAAGACGUUAUGAGUUUAUAAAGCAUUAUAAGGGCUUAUAUAGAUGCACUAUAAUGCAUUAUACCUGUUGGCAUUCACGGUCUGGCCCUUCAAUUACAUUUACAUUUACAUCAUUUAGCAGACGCUCGUCUCCAGAGCGACUUACAAAUAGGUGCAUUCACCUU